CUCUGAUCUCUGCAGCCAAGUAUUUUCUUAGGCUCUUGCUAGAUAGGUGGCACACAUAGAAACUGGAUGCAAUCUUAAUCUCUCUCUAGGAGCGUGAGCCGGAAUUAAAGAGACCAUGUUGAGGAGGCUAAACCAAUAAGGAGACAGGCUGAAGUCUAGUGCUUCAUAGCAGGAAGGGCCGGGAGUGCCCACUGCUGGACUGCUCUUUAGCCUCUGGGAGUGGCAAUGUCAGGCUUGCAGAAGGAGGGGAGGGGACAGGUGCAUGACUGUGGGGUGUGAGUGUGUGUGUGUAUAGUCACUCAUGCCAAUGAACAGAUGGGAGGUGAAGAUUGGGAAAGUCCUAGGAGGUAAAGGGGUGGGGUAAGUUGCUCUACUCCCUUCCACACCCCAUUUCUUCCUCCUCCUCCUCCUGUGCCUCAAAAAUCACACAAACCUGCUUACUGGGACACAGUAGCCCUGCUCUCCACGCUCAUAGCAGCUCACCAAGAACCCAGGAGUCCAAGGAUACCAAUCCACCGGAUUUAACUCUCCAGCCAGAGGAUCUGAAGAAGAGCUUGCUCAGACCCCCUCCCCACCCCCACUCGCCUCCGGAUCUAGGAGCAUCACUCACUCCCCUUCCACAGGAGGACCCAGGAGUCUUCCACUCCUGGCUUCUCUUGCCUGCCCAUACCCACUCCUCCGCCCAGCAAACCUAGCUAGCGGCCUCCCGCCAUGAGCUACCCUUUACUCGUCUUCGGGCUGCCCGCCCUGGGGAUCUAUGCGCUGACAUCUCACUGCCUGCGAAAGAAGCCGCACCUGCUCCACAGUCCACGCAAGUUUCCCGUGCGAUGUCGGCACGUUUCCCACCGGGGCGGCUCUGGGGAGCGGAUUGAGAAUACGCUGGAAGCUUUUAGCCAUGCCCUGUCACAGGGGACAAACCUGCUGGAACUGGACUGCCAUUUGACAAAGGAUGGGGUUGUGGUUGUGUCCCACGAUGACAAUCUGGAACGCCAGACAGGACACAAUAUCAAGAUCAGCCAGACAGACUAUGCGGCUCUGCCACCCUAUAAGAAGUCUCUGGAGGUGACUUUCGCCCCAGGCUGCUUCUCCCACGGCAAAGACCACCAGAUCCCACGCUUGGAGGAGGUAUUCGAGAAAUUCCCUGGAGUGCCUAUCAAUAUAGAAGUGAAAGAGGAUAAUGAUGAACUCAUACAAAAGAUAGCAGAUCUUGUCCGGAAAUACGACCGCUCCAAGAUCAGUAUCUGGGCCUCCUUUGAAGGGAAAGUGCUGGAGAAAUGCUGUGCGGCAAACACAGAGAUGCCCUAUAUCUUCUCCAUCAACCGAGGAAUCACCAUCCUCCUUCUCUACUACGUGGGGCUCCUGCCUUAUGUGCCACUGAAAGAAUCCUUCCUUGAGUUCGUGCUGCCCUCCAUUAUGAAUAGGACCUAUUUUCCAGUAAAAAGGGGCUACUUUGGAUCACUGCUGGCCCAGUUUACCUCCCAGGUAACAAUGAGGAAAAAGCUUUUCAAGCACCUGGAAGACAGAGGGAUACAGGUUCUUCUCUGGGUCUUGAAUGAGGACAAAGAUUUUGAGGAAGCCUUUAGCUACGGGGUCUCUGGGGUGAUGACUGAUUAUCCCACCCGCCUCCGGAAGUAUCUAGACAGCCAUCCAUCCACCCCAUGGCACUGAAUGAUCCUGACUGGUGGGAUGGGAGGUGGAGGGGAGAGACAGAUACCUCUUUACUACACAGGUUCCUGCUGAAGGUAGGAAGAGAAACAAAUGUGAAGUCAGGAAGGAAGAGAGACAUCCUGACCUAAGUUUUGUAUGAGGAAGAAAGAAGGUAAAACGAUGAAACAAAACCCCUUAUUGUUACUAGUAGUGUGCAGUGUUAAUUGUUUGAACAUAUAAGUAGAGUUUUGCAAUAAAGUACAACAUUGGU
Hemicordylus capensis (graceful crag lizard) is the source of this 1918-nucleotide messenger RNA. It is a transcript of the gene GDPD3, whose product is annotated as glycerophosphodiester phosphodiesterase domain containing 3. Gene Ontology annotation, biological process: glycerophospholipid catabolic process. Gene Ontology annotation, molecular function: phosphoric diester hydrolase activity; phosphatidylcholine lysophospholipase A1 activity. NCBI's taxonomy places the organism in Eukaryota, Metazoa, Chordata, Lepidosauria, Squamata, Cordylidae. Gene Ontology annotation, cellular component: endoplasmic reticulum membrane. The record is from RefSeq and is a predicted model, not a curated record. The transcript has 10 exons. The coding region runs from base 712 to 1668 and encodes 318 amino acids.